Molecule: messenger RNA, 1167 nt
Organism: Dromiciops gliroides (monito del monte)
Lineage: Eukaryota; Metazoa; Chordata; Mammalia; Microbiotheria; Microbiotheriidae
Product: ribonuclease 4-like
Exons: 3
Coding region: 218-649 (143 amino acids)
Molecular function (GO): nucleic acid binding; RNA nuclease activity
Source: RefSeq, a predicted model, not a curated record
AAUCUGUUAACUUUUGUUGAUUCUUCUUCUGUUUUCAUUUCAUAGAUUUUCAGUCCUAAAAGGAACCCUUAUUAAGAGAUCAUCAACCCCGUUUCGCAUUACUGAAGGAAGCGACAGGCCUGUUGCAAACCGUCACACAGACCUUACCAGGAGGUUUCAUCAGGGCCAUCUCCAGCUCUCUCAAAAGACAAAGGGACCUUUAACCAGGCAGAAGACAAUGGCCAUGCAGGGGAUCCGAACAUUGCUGCUACUGUUGGCCUUGCUUGGCCUAUGGCUGGUGCAGCCUUCCUCUGGCCAGGUUCGGAGGUACCAACAGUUCCUGAGACAGCAUGUGGAUCCUACUAGUGAAGGUGGUGAUGCUUCAUACUGCAACCAGAUGAUGCACAGGAGGCGGAUGACUGUGCCAAGGUGCAAGCCGGUUAACUCCUUCAUCCAUGAGGACAUCUGGAACAUCAAUAGUAUAUGCCAUACCGUUGGAAUCAAAUGCAAGAAUGGCCAAAUGAACUGCCAUGAAGGCAUUAUGAAGGUCACAGACUGUAGAGUGACAGGUGGUUCUGUUUCCCCAAACUGUAGGUACCGGGCCACGGCCAGAACCAGGCAUGUUGCCAUUGCCUGUGAUGAUUCAUUGCCUGUGCACUUUGAUGGGUAAAACCCAUCCUGUUGUCUUCACCCUCAGCCCUCAGUUCCCAGUUUCUUAUUGUCUGCUAGUGAAAGAUGGGAGCUGUCCCAAUCCUGAUUCCUUAAUAUCCUUUGCUCAUUCUCUUAUAACCACUUGAUAACUUUGCAUACUUUGACCCUAAAGGAAGAGAAACAAAAUCUGCAAAAGACCUGGGUUAUAUGCCCUAAAAACCUCCUUGUAUAGUUGUGGAAGGGUUAAAUCUCUUUUUUCCUGUCCUCUUGAUGGGAGAAAGGACAAAUAGUGAGGCUUUUAUAUGUAUAUCAUUUUUCCUUUUCAAAACAUUUUCAUAUGUUAUUUUAUCAUAUGAUUGUCAUAAUACUCCCAAUAAUAUUACACAUACCAGAGGUGUCAAAUACUAGGCCCAUGGACCACAUGUGGCUUAUAACACUCUUGAGUGUGGGCCAAACGAUAUUAAAAUGUAAUGGGAAAUAUUUAACCAAAGAAAUAAAAAUAAAAUAAAACAGAUAAUAGUACAUUUAAAAACAAAA